CAAGUCACUCAGAGGUACACCUUUCCUCUUAGUGGACUCACCUGCUCCGGUUCUGUCCAUCUCUCCUUCUUCUUUUGGCCUGUAGCCCUCCCAAGUUCACAACCGCAACCAUGAGUGUCAGAAUCUCUUCGUCCAGCUACAGCAGCGGUGGCAGCAUGAGCGGCGGCGGCUUCAGCAGUGGUGGUGGCGGUGGCUUCAGCAGCGGUGGCGGUGGCGGUGGCUUCAGCAGCGGUGGCAGCGUCAGGAGGAGCUUCUCCAGCCACUCCGCCAUGGCAGCCCCCAUUGGCGCCAGCCGCAUGAGCUCUGUGUCCAUGAGGCGCUCUGUCGGUGGCGGAGGUCUGGCCAUGGGAGGUGGUGGCGGCGGUGGUGCCAGCUUCAGCAGCUACAGCAUGAGCGGAGGUGGUGGCGGCGGCGGCUACGGCAUGGGUCUUGGAGCUGGUGGUGCUGGCUUCGGCAUGGGCAUGGGUGGUGGUGGCGGCUUUGUGGCACCCAUCACAGCUGUCACGGUCAACCAGAGCCUGCUCGCCCCCCUGAACCUGGAGAUCGACCCCACCAUCCAGACCGUCCGCACCCAGGAGAAGGAGCAGAUCAAGACCCUCAAUAACCGCUUCGCCUCCUUCAUCGACAAGGUGCGCUUCCUGGAACAGCAGAACAAGAUGCUGGAGACCAAGUGGAAUCUUCUCCAGGACCAGACCACCGUGCGCUCCAACAUCGACUCUAUGUUCGAGGCCUACAUCGGCAACCUGCGCAGACAGCUCGACGGCCUGGGCAACGAGAAGGUCAAGCUGGAGGGAGAGUUGAGGAACAUGCAGGGUCUGGUUGAGGACUUCAAGAUGAAAUAUGAAGAUGAAAUCAACAAGCGUGCCUCAGUGGAGAAUGAGUUUGUUCUGCUGAAGAAGGAUGUUGAUGCUGCCUACAUGACCAAGGUGGAACUGGAGGCCAAGGUUGAUGCCCUUCAGGAUGAGAUCAACUUCCUCAGGGCCAUCUAUGAGGAGGAGCUGCGUGAGCUGCAGGGACAGAUCAAGGACACCUCUGCUAUUGUGGAGAUGGACAACAGCCGUACUCUGGACAUGGACUCCAUUGUGGCUGAAGUGCGUGCUCAGUACGAAGACAUCGCCAACCGCAGCCGUGCUGAGGCUGAGGGCUGGUACAAGGCCAAGUUUGAGGAGAUGCAGUCCUCUGCUGGCAAAUAUGGCGAUGACCUGCGCGCAACCAAGUCAGAGAUCGCAGAGCUCAACCGCAUGAUCAGCCGUCUUCAGAAUGAAAUUGAGUCAGUCAAAGGACAGCGCUCCAACCUUGAGGCCCAGAUUGCAGAGGCUGAGGAGCGUGGUGAGAUGGCAGUGAAGGAUGCCAAGCUGCGCAUCAGGGACCUCGAGGAGGCCCUCCAGAAAGCCAAGCAGGACAUGGCCCGCCAAGUGCGCGAGUACCAGGAGCUGAUGAACGUUAAACUGGCUCUCGACAUUGAGAUCGCCACCUACAGGAAACUGCUGGAAGGAGAGGAGUCCAGAAUAUCCUCUGGUGGUUCCACUGCAACAGUUCACAUCCAGGAGUCCUCAUCUGGAGGCGGUGGAUAUGGCUACGGUGGCGGUGCUGGCAUGGGUGGAGGCUAUGGCGGUGGCUCCAGCCUCAGCAUGGGCGGCGGCGGCUAUGGCGGUGGCUCCAGCCUCAGCAUGGGCGGCGGCGGCUAUGGCGGUGGCUCCAGCCUCAGCAUGGGCGGCGGCUAUGGCGGUGGCUCCAGCCUCAGCAUGGGCGGCGGCGGCGUGUCCAUGUCUCGCUCUUCUGUGACGUCCAGUAGCAUGCGCCGCUACUAAAUGAGGAACACCUCUCCACUCUUCCCUCUUCUCUUCCCCCCAUGUUCUCCCCCAUUCCACUCACUCACAGAGCAUUGACAAUGUCCUGAGCAACAAGCUUUCUCCAUUAACAAGGAACCUCAAAAGUUAAAGUCUGGAGGAUAGUGGCUUAUGUUAUGCUCUGAACAUGAGUGUUCUUCUUGUGUUGCUACUCAUUUAGUCUCCAUAUUACCCACUACAGAUCCUGUAAUAAUCCAGUCCGUCAUGAGUUUAUCAGCAUAUAUGAGAGAUGGUACAAACCAGCAGUGUGGAAGUCAAGUCCCCAUUCUGUCAGUCUGGUUGUUAUUGAUGUUCUAUGCAAAAACAUAAUGUAAUUCCAUAUGGCAUAACAUCUGUUUGGACAUGCAUACAAAACUGCACUAGAUUCAAAUUUCAUUAUGAAAAGGCUGAAAAAAGAAAAAUAUCUCAGAAAUUGUUGCAGCGUCACAAUUCACAUUGCACUUUUGAAGCAUUUCCAAACACAAGCCCAUGGAGCUUCAGAAACAACUCAAAGUGAUAUCCUGGCCCUCAAUGAAUAGAGUAAUUGUUUGAUAGCCUACAGUAUGCAUGGUGAUCAUUUGCUCUGUUCUCUACAUUUCUCCUGGGAUAAUGGGCCUUGCAGAGAGCUUUGUAGGCAGCUCUCUGUUAUCACUCACUUCUCCAUGUGUCCCUGCAACGGCUGAUAUUGACCAGAUUUAGGAUCUGCCAUGUACAACAAGUGAAAACACUGAAUAAAUCUUGGUCCUUUAUAAAGUA
Alosa alosa (allis shad) is the source of this 2585-nucleotide messenger RNA. Its product is annotated as intermediate filament protein ON3-like. Lineage: Eukaryota; Metazoa; Chordata; Actinopteri; Clupeiformes; Clupeidae. Gene Ontology annotation, biological process: intermediate filament organization; keratinization. Gene Ontology annotation, molecular function: structural constituent of skin epidermis. The record is from RefSeq and is a predicted model, not a curated record. Gene Ontology annotation, cellular component: keratin filament.